Messenger RNA from Urocitellus parryii (Arctic ground squirrel), 1000 nucleotides. RefSeq names its product sclerostin (gene Sost). NCBI's taxonomy places the organism in Eukaryota, Metazoa, Chordata, Mammalia, Rodentia, Sciuridae. Gene Ontology annotation, molecular function: BMP binding. Gene Ontology annotation, biological process: negative regulation of BMP signaling pathway; ossification; negative regulation of Wnt signaling pathway. The record is from RefSeq and is a predicted model, not a curated record.
UCCUCCGGCUGGCACCAUGCAGCUCUCUCUAGCCCUGUGUCUCGUAUGCCUGCUGGUGCACGCAGCCUUCCAUGUGGUGGAGGGCCAGGGGUGGCAGGCCUUCAAGAAUGACGCCACGGAAAUCAUCCCUGAGCUCGGAGAGUACCCUGAGCCCCCGCCAGAACUGGAGAACAAGACCAUGAACCGGGCGGAGAACGGAGGGAGGCCUCCCCACCACCCCUUUGAGGCCAAAGACGUGUCCGAGUACAGCUGCCGGGAGCUGCACUUCACCCGCUACGUGACGGACGGACCGUGCCGCAGCGCCAAGCCGGUCACCGAGCUGGUGUGCUCGGGCCAGUGUGGCCCCGCGCGCCUGCUGCCCAAUGCCAUCGGCCGCGGCAAGUGGUGGCGCCCGAGCGGGCCCGACUUUCGCUGCAUCCCCGACCGCUACCGCGCCCAGCGGGUGCAGCUGCUGUGUCCCGGCGGCGCGGCACCGCGCUCGCGCAAAGUGCGCCUGGUGGCCUCUUGCAAGUGCAAGCGCCUCACCCGCUUCCACAACCAGUCGGAGCUCAAGGACUUCGGGCCCGAGACCGCGCGCCCGCAGAAGGGUCGGAAGCCCAGGCCUCGCGCCCGGGGCGCCAAAGCCAACCAGGCGGAGCUGGAGAACGCCUACUAGAGCCCGCCUGCCGCCCCUGCCGGCGCCGCGACCAGGCACACCCUGUUCAUGCCCCCCGAGCGUGGUUCGAUUGUUUGUAUUUCAUUUUCAAAUGCCUGUAACCUAGGGCAGGGAGCCGAAACCUCCCAGGCAGUGCGGAACCCCGGGUGCCCGCAAAGUCCCCCUCGCCCGCCCCUCCAGCGGGUCCCCCAAGGCAGGGGAGGGAGCCGAGAGUCAGACACUGAGCCAUGCAGCCCUGCCCACCGGGGCCGCCUACCUUUGCUGGUCCCGAUUCCGAGGAGGCAGGAAUGGAAGCUUUUUUUUUUUUUUAACCGCCCUGGGGCUUUAGGGGAGCAGUGGGGAGUG